Adelges cooleyi (spruce gall adelgid) is the source of this 1336-nucleotide messenger RNA. Its product is annotated as ninjurin-A-like. The record is from RefSeq and is a predicted model, not a curated record. The transcript is spliced from 4 exons. The coding region runs from base 274 to 1062 and encodes 262 amino acids. Gene Ontology annotation, cellular component: membrane. Gene Ontology annotation, biological process: tissue regeneration; cell adhesion. NCBI's taxonomy places the organism in Eukaryota, Metazoa, Arthropoda, Insecta, Hemiptera, Adelgidae.
UUAUAUUAUGUAAAUAUUAUAAAAUAAAAAUUAUCAGCCCGCAGCAGCAGCCAGCCACUGGCCAGUAGGCCGUGCGCGGUACGACCAUGCCGGUAGUUGUUGUGCGGACUGAUGUUAAUAUAAUAUUGUAAUUUUUUCCCUACUAUUGUCGUUGUCGAAUAUCAUCUCAUAUUAUAAAAUACCGUAAAAAAAAAAUAAUAAACGUGCACAACGUGGUCGAUCCGAGUGGUGAUCUUCGUAGGAAAUCAAAAUAUAAUAUUAUACAAAACCGAAAUGAGUUAUCUGCCGGAAAACCGCAACAAACCGGGAAUGUCUCCCGGCAGAACACCUUAUGGCUACCCAACGCCGGCUAGUCGAAGUCCUUACAACAAUAAACUGACCGCCGAAAGAGAUGAGCCGGCGCCCACGCGCAACCGAAGGGAUGUCAAUCCCAAUGGCACACAAGAGCUGGAAAUGAGAGAUACCAACCCCGGGCCUAACCCUGUUCCAGCACAGAAUCCUGAAUCUCAGGUCACACAGCCGACAGAACCUACACCCGCCCCCGAUGACCAACUCCUGGACAGACCCAGAGCACCGCGAAAAGGUCAAGGUUUCGCAGGCGUUAUGGACGAAAGCUUUGUAGAAGAUACCGACGAAGACACACCCAAGGCGUUCAACUUGUACCGAAAUAAAAAACUUUUGUCGCAAGGCAUGAUGGACAUAGCUCUGUUUUCGGCCAACGCAAAUCAGUUGAGAUACGUGAUCGAAUCCGGCGGUGGCGUAUUGAACUAUAUCUGCAUCGGUCUUCUAUUAGCCAGUAUUAUCCUUCAGAUUUUGGUCGGUAUAGCACUUCUUUUGAGCGUCAGAUACAACGUAACGAACUGCGAACAGCGGAAAUUAGCAUUCAGAUUUGGCAAUUAUGUCAUUGUGGGCAUAUUUCUAAUAACAGCCCUUAACGUUUUCAUAACAGCAUUUGGAGGACCUUCGCCGGCGGCACCUGUUGUGCCAAUUAUGGGCAGAAUGGGCGAUUCGUCGGAUUCCGUUGGUGCGUCAACCGUUCAACCGGGUGAACUACUAAAUUAAACGUGUAAACCAGAUAGCUCGUCUUCAAAACCGUGUUUAAUACAUACUUAAUACAUUAUGAGUUUUUUUAAAAAAAAUUUUAAUAAUAAAGCGAACGGAUAAGAGAAAAACAAAAGCCAGCUCAAAAGUACAAAAUCCCUCGAAAAUACAUUUGUAACGGUAUUUAAGUAUGACAUAAUUUAAUCUAAAUUUAAAACGACUAAACCGAGAAGACUGCGCAUGGUACAAUUUAAAUUAUAAUAAUAUUAUUACUUAACAUUUAAUUGUUAGUUUU